AGUUGGGAACCAAAGGCUGCAGUGAAUGGCAUCUACGGAUAGCUAUGUUGCGAGACGAGCGACUGACUAUCCCCGAAAGAUAUCCCUGGGUAUUUGUUGCCUUUGAAUCAGAACGCAGCAGUGUGGUGAAGCCAAAGUGAGUCGAGUUUGAGGGGGAGGUGCACUGCACAGUGGUCAUUAACAUACUUUUACACUCCUUGGAAGAAGAAUUCUUCACCUUCUGCCUGCUUUUAAUGUACUAAUACUAUUCUUCCUGGGACAUUCGACUAAGAAGAGGAUCACUGUCAAUGAUGGGGACUUUACUUUUACUUGACUUUACCACAAAGCAUGACUUUUGUGCAUCUUUUUCUCGGAGAUGUCAACAACAUCCGCACUCAGAGCAACAACAACCUCUCUUCUUCAAGUAUUGGCAGCAGUUGUCCCCGCUUCUUUCCUAUCUUGCAUUCACUCUUCCAAUGUAUGCAGCAACUUCUUUGGCAACUCAACACUGGCGGGUCUCCGGUUGGCCGGGGCAGGUCACCCCAGUGUUCCUGCCAGUUUGGUCGACACGGAACCCAUUCACUUCUUUCUUCCUUUGCAACACCUUUCCUUGCGCUGCUUCUUUUCCCCCUCGGGGCCAGUCUUCUACUUCUCUCACACAUCGAAAGGACACGAUUCAUUUAUUUCAUCUCCGGCUACUACUCGUCUCUUUCAUCACCUCUCGUUUCGCAAAGCUAUCUCUCAUCCCAUAACAACCUUCCCUUUCAUCUUGAGCCUGAAGGAACGAGUAACAUCCGCCAAGGUGCUCUUUACCUUGUCUUGUGUCUGACCACUAUAUCAACGUUUCUGAGGUUAGGCGUCGUGAAUUUUGCUUUCGGCAUAAACAAUAUGCCUGGUGACCGCGAAUCCCGUUUCUGUCGUUUCUGCUCUAGACCUGGGCACGAAGAUACGCAAUGUAACUUCCUAACCCUUUGUCGGGGCCUCUAUGAACUUGUACGUUGAACUGGCUGUUACAGCGCGGCUACUAAUGCUCGUGCAGUCUCUCAUGAUAUCGCACCGACCCGGAACCAGAGUUAGCCUCACGGAAACCCAAAGAGCUCUCGAUAGAAUCGUUACCCGUCGUAACAGAAACAGACGGCGAGCAAUCAGACGGCGCGA
Molecule: messenger RNA, 1137 nt
Organism: Aspergillus vadensis CBS 113365
Lineage: Eukaryota; Fungi; Ascomycota; Eurotiomycetes; Eurotiales; Aspergillaceae
Exons: 2
Coding region: 328-981 (217 amino acids)
Source: RefSeq, a predicted model, not a curated record